CAGUGAAUUUGAAUGAAGCCUCUUUCAGCACCCCUAGCAUCUCUGAGAGUAUGUUUAGCGUAUCUACCUCACAGGUCUCCCAACCUAGAAGAUACUCCUUUUCCACUCUCAGUUCCUACCUCCAUGCUAUGAUUAAGAGGAAUACACUCCAAGCAAUUCUUUCUGAAAGAUAAAGUCUCCUUCAUUGGGUGUCCUAACUAUUAUAAUAGAAAAUUCCAGCGCUGACAACUCUGUAGCCACAUCUGCUGAAGCUGAACAGUCAGAACCUGACUGUGAAAUUAGUGGGGUACUUGAGGCUGGCCCUCAGAAUGAGCAGUCUUCUCUUGUCACUUCACCAGACAACCUUGUAGAUCAACAUAUAGAAAAUAUAUCUGCACAUAGAAAGGGAAAGAUGACAAAAUCAGAAUUUGACUCGGAAGUUGCUGCAACUGAGCAAAAGACAAAUCCCAAAUCUGCACUGAAUGCUUCGGGUAACAUAAGAGGGGAGAGAAAAGCAGGAGAAAUUGACCCAACUUCUGUAAUAACCCCAAAGGACCCAGGAGACAUUCCUACAUUUGAUGAAUGGAAGAAACAGGUUAUGGAAGUGGAAAAAGAAAAGAGUCAGUCAAUGCAUCCAUCCUCCAAUGGAGGUCAGCAUCUCACAAAAAAGGUCCAGAAAAAUAGGAAUAAUUAUGCUUCAGUAGAGUGCGGUGCCAAAAUAUUGGCAGCUAACCCAGAAGCAAAGAGUACCUCAGCAAUACUGAUGGAGAAUAUGGACCUCUACAUGCUUAAUCCAUGCAGUACUAAAAUCUGGUUUGUUGUUGAACUUUGUGAACCAAUUCAAGUGAAGCAGCUGGACAUUGCCAAUCACGAGUUAUUCUCAUCUACUCCCAAGGACUUUCUGGUCUCUAUUAGUGACAGGUAUCCAACAAAUAAGUGGGUCAAGCUAGGCACUUUUCAUGCUAGAGAUGAAAGAAAUGUCCAGAGUUUUCCUCUGGAUGAACAGAUGUAUGCCAAAUAUGUUAAGAUGUUCAUCAAGUACUUAAAGGUGGAGUUGGUAUCCCAUUUUGGAUCAGAACACUUCUGUCCGUUAAGCCUUAUAAGGGUCUUUGGAACUAGUAUGGUUGAAGAAUACGAGGAAAUAGCUGAUUCACAGUACCAGUCUGAAAGACAGGAGCUCUUUGAUGAAGACUAUGAUUAUUUGGACUACAAUGUCGGAGAAGAAAAAUCUUCAAAGAAUCUUCUGGGCUCUGCUACAAAUGCCAUUUUAAACAUGGUAAAUAUUGCAGCUAAUAUUCUUGGAGCAAAAACUGAAGAAGGGUCUACUGAGCAAGGAAAUACAAGCAUAGCUGAAAAUGCAACUGCCACUUCUGUGGCAGCCCCCGAACUGCCAGAGCCAACCAGUGUUCCUACCUUAGAGCUUGUUACUUCAGAGAUACCACAGACUGAAAAGGAGCUGUUAAUCUUAGAUAUAACAAGAGAGAGCCCAAUUGUUCAGCUAGUCCAUGAAUAUGAAGAGGAAGCAAGUCUAUCAACGGUGACCCUACUGGCCAGUGAUGAACAAGAGGAAGAAAUACCGUGGUUUGAGAGUGAAACACAGAUCUAUUGCUCUGAGCUGGUGGCAGUCUGUUGUAUUUCCAGCUUUUCAGAAUAUUUGUUCAAGUGGUGUUCAGCAAUAGGGAUGCUUCAUCAUCAUCACAGCAAAACUGAUAGCACUUUGCAAAAAUAUAACUCUGCAGAUAUUUGGCAAGUCCAGUUAGUUCCAACCAAAUCAUUGCAUAUUUCAGUAUAUGAGGAACCUGUAGAGAAAUCAGAAACCUUAAUUGCAGAGCCAUCUGAAAUUGUUGUGAACAUCUCAAGCAGUAUGUUGAAUGAAGUUCAUAUUAAUCAGUCUGAAGGUGCUUUUGAACUGGAGCCCAGUCAUCCACAGACAGUAUCUCAGUCUGUCCUCUUGGAUGUUACCACAGGAGCCAAGUCACUUUCUACAGUCGAAGUGUCCUCAGAAGCUACAGAACAUCAGACUAUAUCUCAGGGUCCAGAAGUAUCUUCCCAAGAGGAAAUCUCUGCAGAAGAUGAUGGAGUUAUAGGGUCUGCUGUGGAGAAGCUACCUGCAACCAGUAUUUUAACUGAUUUCAAGGAGGUGAGCACAGAAGAAAAAACAACAGCUGAAAUUGUUGGAAAACUAACAGAAACUAUUUCACAUCCUGAAUGUACAGUAGCCACAGAAAACUAUGAUGGAGAAAUGAAAGUGAGUUCUUCAGAAAUGGAAAAGCAAAUGGCAUCUCUUGUAGAAUCAUCAUCUUUGGAAGUAAAAGAUGAUGAACAGACAGCUGAUGAAACAUUUCUUGCUAUUCCUGUCUCUGGUGGUGGAUUGCCACGAACUGCUACAGACUUCUAUGCUGAACUGCAGAAUUCCACGGAUUUGGGUUAUGCAAAUGGGAAUCUUGUUCAUGGAUCAAACCAAAAAGAGUCUGUGUUUAUGAGACUCAACAAUCGUAUUAAAGCCCUGGAAGUAAAUAUGUCUCUCAGCAGCCGUUACUUGGAAGAACUUAGUCAAAGAUACCGAAAGCAAAUGGAGGAAAUGCAGAAAGCUUUUAAUAAAACUAUAAUAAAGCUCCAGAAUACAUCACGUAUAGCAGAACACCAGGAUUUGAAGCAGACUGAGGCUAUCCAGAUUCUACAGGCACAACUGACCAACAUGACACAGCUAGUGUCCAACCUCUCAUCAACUGUGACUGACCUAAAAAGAGAGGUUUCUGAUCGUCAAAGCUAUCUUGUCAUUUCCUUGAUACUCUGUGCUAUCUUAAGUUUGAUGCUUUUUGUGCAACGUUGCAAAAAUAAGCCUGAGAUGGGUGAUGAUUAUUUCUCAAAAGUUCUCAAAAGUAAUCACUAUCCUAGUCCCAAAAGAUGUGUUUCAUCCUAUGAUGAUAUGAAUUUGAAAAGAAGAACAUCCUUUCCACUCACCAGAUCUCAGUCUUUUCAGUUAAACAGUAAAGAAGUAGACCCAGAUGACUUCUAUAUUGUGGAACCAUUGAAAUUUUCUCCAGAAAAAAAGAAGAAACGUUGUAAAUAUAAAAGCGAGAAAAUUGAAACUGUCAAGCCAGUAGCUGAGCCAGUACAUCAGGUACCUAAUGGAGAAAUAAAAAGCAGGAAGCCAUUUACAAACCAGAGAGACUUCUCUAAUAUAGGUGAUGUGUAUCACUCUUCAUACAAAGGUCCUCCAUCGGAAGGAAGCUCUGAAACCUCAUCACAGUCUGAAGAGUCCUAUUUUUGUGGCAUUUCAGCAUGCACAGGUUUGUGCAAUGGACAGAUCCAAAAGACAAAAACUGAGAAGAGGGCUCUUAAACGAAGGCGAUCUAAAGCCCCAGAACAGGAGAAGCUCAUAAAAACUUUAAUACAGACUAAGACGGGGUCCUUGCCCAGCCUGCACGAUAUCAUCAAAGGAAACAAAGAUUUAACUGUGGGAACACUUGGUGUCACAACUAUUUCUGGGCACCUUUAGAAUUAAUUGAACUCUUCAUAAUGACAACUUUUUAUAUGAUGACUCUUGUAGUAUUUGGAUGACAGGGAAGAAGACUUCACUUCAUUGGGAAACAUCUAGAAAGUAUGGUGAUUGUUUUAAAGGUAGAUAGCAUUGUGGCAAAGGCCAUCCUUGGUUAAUAAGCUCCAGCUGUUUCAAAGCUGACUUUAUAUAUGGACAACUUUGGGAUGAAUGCGAUUGUGGAAUAGGGACUCAUUUUUAGUGUUUUACAGUUGCUGGCGUUUUAAAGUCUGAGGUCAAAGUUCAAUUUCAGUGGAACAGAGCUAAAUCAUAACUGUUUCCCCUUUUUUGUGGUCCUAUUUCUAGCACCUUCCCAUAUUUUUGUGCCUUUUUUCUAUUUGUAAGACUACUGGAGGGGAACAAUUCUAUUUGUACCUUUAAAUUUUCUGAAAAUACAGCGCUGCUGUGUAACUGAACACUAUGUUGGCCUCCAAGGAGAUGAAGCAAUAUGACUUUGAUGCUUUGGAACUACUGCCAGGUAAACUCUUUUUAAAUUGAGCUGGAUGAUAAUAUGGUCCUCCAGGUGUUAUUGGAUUACAAGUUCUACAUCCAUCAGCCCUCCAUUGGCUGUGCUAAAUAGCCUAGUAGGGUUUGCUGUCAACCACAUGUGGGGUCCACAUAUUGCCCACCCAUGCUUUAGAUCUUUGUUUUGCAAAUUUAUUUGUGCCCAGAAUUAUGUACAUCUGUUGCAGUAAUUAAUAUCACUUUUCUGUGGUACUGUACCCCUUCAGGAUGUGAUACUAACACAUUUGCCUUGUGACCAGACUGGCUUAAUUAACAGAGAUUAAUACCAUUGUGAUGUUUAGAUGUCUUCCUGUACUAGGAAAUUGGGAAAGACCAUUUGCCCCAGUUUUAGAUAAAUGAGGCCAUCACUAGCAACAGAGAGUUUGGAAUAUGGCACAAUCUACAUUCUGUUCCAAAAUAUGUGUUCAUAAUGUUUAUAUUGGAUGAUAUAGGUCUGAAUGUGUGUGCAUGUAUUUCUACUUUCUUACAUGAGUUAAUGAAUAGCUAGAAUGAGAGUACAGCAGAAUGAGUGUGAAAGAAAUGUUUGUCCUUUCAAUGUUACAUUGUCCAAGUUAACUUAUUGAGCACUUUCAGUAGCACCUCCUUAUUUUUCCUAAGAGGGAAUGCCUUUCCUAAAUAUCAUACAUAAUGUGACUUAUUUAAAAUCUUUGUUUUGCAGCUUUCAUGUGUUAGAGUACUUUUUACAGUGGUGUACUUAGACUGCACAGCUAGCCAGUCAAAUACAUGGACCUGGGUUUUUGUGUUGCUGUUUUUUUUUCCAAGAUUGAGAAGGGGGCCCAAACCAGAAUGGAAAUCAGAAGGAUUGUACUGUUCGCGUGAAUCUUCCAAAUUGCGGCACUGGAACUUGUAAUCAAUUACAGAUUUAUAGUGCCAGUAGAAACUGUGAAUUUUCAAAUAAAUUUGAAUACUUGUAAUUAAA
Pogona vitticeps (central bearded dragon) is the source of this 4964-nucleotide messenger RNA. NCBI's taxonomy places the organism in Eukaryota, Metazoa, Chordata, Lepidosauria, Squamata, Agamidae. The record is from RefSeq and is a predicted model, not a curated record.